Messenger RNA from Danaus chrysippus (African queen), 1362 nucleotides. The record is from the annotation of a GenBank genome assembly. NCBI's taxonomy places the organism in Eukaryota, Metazoa, Arthropoda, Insecta, Lepidoptera, Nymphalidae.
AUGAAAAAACCUGAGCGGAAAAGAAAAUGCAUCUGCGAUACUGUGGCCGUUUUGAAAAAGAUUACAGGAAACCCGGAACCUUUGAGUUCGACGGAAAUUAACAGUAUACGACUGAAUCUGUUUACGGAACGUAACUCAGACGGAACCGGGUACCUCGUGCUGAGAGGAAGAGAUAUUUAUGAGAAAUAUAACAGAAGAAUAUGUGACGACGACGUGCGAGCUAUAUGUGUGUACUUGAAACAUUCACCCAGAAGAAUUACGAAAGUUGAUCUGAGUUACAACUCAAUAACUGAUACGGGAUUUUUUAAACUAUUAAAAAACGUUCUAAUAAAAGGCAGAUCAAGUGUUAACAACCUAAAUAUUAUGAAUAACAAUAUCACGGAACUAUCUAUAUUAAACCUGUCCAAGUAUGCGAAGUUUUUGAAACUUAAAUAUCUAAGAAUUAAUGGAAACGAUUUCGGUACUAAAGGUGGCGAAUAUUUUGCCGAACUCCUGUUGAAUAACACGAGUAUUGAAUGUUGUGACAUCGGGGAGACGGGACAGACGUUGACCAGUGUUGCCCGCAUCAUCACCGCGCUGCGCUACGAUCACGCUGGCAACACUACGGUACGAGUUUUCGAUUUCAGCCGAAUUAUCCCUUUAUUCAAUAGAUAUUCGUACGAAACGAAGUGGCUCGCUUAUCAUAUUGAAUAUUUAUUAGAAAGAAACGAAACCAUCGUGGAAUUGCACUUACAGAAGAACGAACUAAUUGGACACGACGUGGAAUACUUAGUUAGAGGUCUACGGAACAACAAGACGCUGUUAUACUUGGAUCUAGGAUAUAAUAAAAUAGGAGAAUAUGGCGCUGAAUUAUUUGGACAAUAUCUAUCUGAGAAGCCGCAGCUAAUAUUAUUGAAUUUGGCGGGAAACGGAAUCAAGGACACUGGCGCUAGAGCUCUCAGCUUCGGUCUGCCAUAUUCAAGAAUACGUGCUUUAGAUCUGGGACACAAUAAAAUCACUGACGACGGCAUUUUAUACAUACUGAAUACUCUCAAAAAACCGUUUUAUCUUAGAUUUUUAAACUUAUGGGGUAAUAAAAUCGGUGAAACGACGUGCGGCGUCAUUGAAAGGAUGUUAAUAAGUGGUGCUCUCUUCCAACACACGAUAGAUGUCAGGUUAUACUCAGUGGACGGCGUCCUACACGCAGCCUACUACCCCAACCCGGCGAACAGAAAUAAACACUUAUAUUACAACGAAAUGGACUUUGGAUGCGAACAACCGAUAUAUCACAUACAGAGGAAUGUGUUGCCAGAGAAGAAAAAUGUUAAGGUCGACUGCAAACAGAGGCACAAGCUCGAUAAAACAGAUAAACAUCGUUUUUGA